Plutella xylostella (diamondback moth) is the source of this 1669-nucleotide messenger RNA. NCBI's taxonomy places the organism in Eukaryota, Metazoa, Arthropoda, Insecta, Lepidoptera, Plutellidae. The record is from RefSeq and is a predicted model, not a curated record.
UUCUGCUAUCUGAUUUACAACGCGGACGCCCACUAUUCCCGCUAUGUUUCACUUCCACCAUGCCCAUGCAGCUUGGCGCGGGCAAGAGUUGAAUUCCCAGUCAUUAUUUUCAGUGUCAGCUGUCAAAGUUUUCAAGGUUGUCUGCUUGCUUGUUGCAAACUUCACUUCACUUCCGGUAAAUUUCAAUCGGCCAAUAGCGUAGCUUCGCCCGGUUGUUUACUGCGCUCGGGAGCUUUGUUUGAAAAUCGAGCUUUUUCAGGAAAUUGUGAACAAUUUCUUUGUUUUCAGAUUACUCGAUGCAAAGUGUUUUCGCGUUAUUCUCCAACUAAACCUUAAAACUGUGUAUUUGUCGAUAAACGAACACGCGAGUGUACGAAUUACAAACAAAAACAUUGAUUUCGUGUGAACAUCUGGGUGAGACGCUGUCUUGCGUGUAAACAAAAAUAGCUUUUUUGAAUGAACAGUGGUGUUGUGGGGUGUUGUUGAGUGCGGCUAGUGGUGGUGGUGCCAUGAGGAGCGCGUAGAGCGGCAUGGCGACCACGCUGCUGCUGGCGGGCGCUCUGCUCGCCGCCGCCGCCGCCGGCGCGGACCUGCCGCAUCCCGGUAUCCCGGGCGAGGGCGGGUCCGACGCGGGGGCCGCGGGGGCGGGGGCUGCGUGCGGCGCGGCGCAGUUCCUGUGCGCGGGCGAGCGGCGCUGCGUGCCGGCCGCCUGGCGCUGCGACGGCCGCGCGCACUGCGCCGACGCGGAGGAUGAGCUCGGCUGCAGCUACAACUCGACGUGCGGCACGGGCCAGUUCCGCUGCUCGUCGGGGCGCUGCAUCCCGGCCGCGUGGCGCUGCGACGGCGACCGCGACUGCGGACACGACGACUCUGAUGAAGACCCUACUCUAUGUGAGCGUGACUUCAAGUGCCCGGGCAACUGGGCGCGCUGCGCGACGCCGGCGGGCGGCUCGUUCUCGUGCGCGCCCGUGCAGCAGUUCUGCGACGGCACUCCGCAGUGUCCGGACAAUAGUGACGAGUGGGACAUCUGCGACAACUUCAACGAGACGCAAUGCGCGCCGCUGCAGUGCGAGGUGGGGUGCAAGCCGACCCACGAGGGACUCACGUGCUACUGCCGACCCGGGUACGAGGUGCAGAACGGAACUUGUGUCGACACGGACGAGUGCGCGGCGGCGGACCCGCCCUGCUCGCAGCAGUGCGUCAACCUGCCCGGCGCCUACCGCUGCUCGUGCCUGCCCGGCUACUCGCUGCACGGCGCCCGCGCCUGCCGCGCCGACGACGGUACGUACACGUCGCCGCACAGACACCGGCCCGCCCUGCUCGCAGCAGUGCGUCAACCUGCCCGGCGCCUACCGCUGCUCGUGCCUGCCCGGCUACUCGCUGCACGGCGCCCGCGCCUGCCGCGCCGACGACGUGGACGGCCAUGGCGUCCGCCUCGUGGUGGUGACAGCUACAGACGUGCGCGUGGUGGACGCGGCGGGCCGCGACGCACACGAGCACGCGCGCGCGCCCGCGCUCAACGUGCGCGCUAUUGAUGUCAACGUGCAUAACAAUUCGAUCUGCUACAUCCACCACAACGUGUCCCGCUCGCACAUCGUGUGCGUGUCGGCGGACGACCUGCGCCGCCGCGCCGUCGUGCCCGACCCGGACCUGUUCCCCGAUGUCAACU